Molecule: messenger RNA, 2924 nt
Organism: Oncorhynchus mykiss (rainbow trout)
Lineage: Eukaryota; Metazoa; Chordata; Actinopteri; Salmoniformes; Salmonidae
Source: RefSeq, a predicted model, not a curated record
AAUUACUGUGUUCCAGUGGUAUAGUUUACAGCUGGGCUGUGCUUGGUUGUUUAACAGUGUUGGGCCACUUACAGGCCAAAGCUCCCUUUUUGCAUGAUGCAUGUUUUUGAAUGUUUUGUGACAUGGAUUUUGCUAGCUGUUGCAGUCGCUGGUCUGUUCCAGAGUCCUAGUUCCAAGCCCAGUUCACAUCCAGAUGGCGGUUUGAGGUCUGAGUGCCUUUGGAAUAUCAUGAGGCUAACAUUGGACGAAGCUCUGGCUGUGGGGAGCCAGCUAGAAAUUGCUGCCAUCAAUGGCACUGACAUUAUACCGUUGUCGCCCACCUUGGCUGCCCAGUGUGGAUACAGCAUGGACUCUGACCCUUGGGGGAAUACAAAAGUCUUUGUGUCCUUGUUGGGCUGUUAUGUUGACAACCAGGCGGAUGAGACAUUUAACCUUGGCCUGCGAUUCCAAAUGUAUGGCGAUGGCCUGUCAAAGAAGGUCCAGCGUGACGUGACCGAGACAUGCAGCUACUCCCGCUGGGCGUCCCGGGAAAUUCUCUGUGACAGGAACUACAUGGAGGUGUCAACCCUCAUGGUCACUCCAGAAGUCCCAGUCACCAUGGAUGGCCAGAAAGUUCAAGAGACCUGGCAGGAUGCCAUCCCCGACGCCGUUGCGCCAAACAGCAUCUGGAAGAUGACAUUUCACACCCCUGACUCGAAGGUCAUGGUGCUGAAGGAUGCUCACCGAGCUGGUUACGGUGCAAUGACUACCCCAACAAGACUGGUGUUGCGAAGCCCCUACAACAUGCCGGAGACCUACGCUGAAGAAGUGGCAGGAGUUCCCAUGGAGGUCUUCAGUGUGUCCACUUACUACAAGCAGGUUCGCAGGCUGGCCAUCAUAGUUGCAGCUGCUGCCUGUCCUACAGGUGGCUUGGUCUUCACUGAUGAGGUGAUCACCUGGUACGUGCCUCGCCGCAUCCCCCCGCUGAUCUCUAGCGCCUUCAAGAUCCUGGAGACUCACAUGGGCAUCGAUGGCCAGAGGUUGGACAAAACCAUGAUGGCCAUCAGACGCUACAAGCUGUCAAUCACAGAGUCUCAUGUUGUCAUUGAGCUUCCUGUGGGGUCACCUGAUGGCUACUACAAGAGUCACGCCCCAGAUUAUUCAUACCACAUAACCUACACUGUUGAACCCAUGCUUGAGUUGCUGUGGAGGGCAGAAGACACACAGGCUGACACGCGAUAUAAAGUCCUCUUUCCCAUCACUACCCCUCUGAUGCCCAGACCUCCACAUGUUACUGAAAACAGAGUUCCUGAGCAGAAGGUGUUCAACGUCCUCUUAGGGACCUUCCUCCAUGAUGUGUCGCUGCUGAACAUUACUUUCACUACUGGGGUGCUGACUGUCACGGAGUGCAAUGCCAGAGGCUUUGACUUUCAGGAGCACCGCUUCGCCAACAGCUCAAAGACCUUCUCGCUACAAGUGCCCUUCUCGGAUGAAGUUGUCCUGAAACAUAACCCUAAUCCCUUGACAACUGUCUACUUCCUCCCUCUGGUCUUCGGUCUGCUCAUCCUGCCUGAACAAAUCCCAUUCCCCCACCCUGCAGAGCUGGAGGCCUCCCUGGAAGAUGUUGUUCUUCCCACGACCACUGGAUUCUGUGACCAGGACAAUUUCUACAUUUCUGUCAAAUAUGGGAGCCAAGGGGAUAACUUCCAGAUCAUGAUGCUUCAUGCUGGUUCAUGGAGGGAGCUAGACACUGAGCUGUAUAGUCUCACUGACAACAACACUCACGUCAGUAUCGUAGUGCCGUACACCGCUCCUGAUACAGUUUUUGAGGCGGUGCAGUCUGACUCUAUCAGAGCCAGAGUAGACUUGUUGCUCUUGGAGACCCCUAACAUGUGGCAACUCAACGACCUCUCGCUUGCCUGCAACUUCCCCUUGACCAUGACUGAGUGCUACCCCAAUGGCACAGUGACUGCACUGGCAGUGAAGGUGGAAUCUGUUCGCAACCUAAACCCCAAAUACCUGACCUUGAGUGACCAGUCAUGUAAACCGGUCUUCAGCAAUGACCGCUUUGCUUUCUUCUCCUUCAACCUCAACUCCUGUGGCACCACCAGAACAUUCUUCGACAAUGUCAUGGUGUACGAGAAUGAAAUCGCCAUGCACCACAGCAUGGGCAAACAUCAAAGUAGGAAAGGUCUAAUCAAUCCAGACUAUCGGCACACAGUCUCCUGCUACUACCUGGUCAACGACACUGAGACCAUGGCAUUCCGUACUAGGCCAAGGAACAGCGACCCCAAGGCUGAUCCUGGAGUGGGACAACUAGUGGUCCAAAUGAGACUAGCCCAGGAGGUGUCUUAUGACAUAUUCUACCAAACCGAGGACUACCCAGUGGUGAAGUACUUGCAACAGCCUCUGUAUUUUGAAGUGGAGCUGAUGCGGUCUACUGACCCUCGGAUUGCACUGGUCUUGGAGAACUGCUGGGCAACUCUACAUGAGGACAGGACCACUCUACCUAGCUGGGACCUCAUUGUGGACCGUUGUGAGAAUCUUGAUGACCGCUACAUAGUCUUCUAUCCAGUUGUUGCAGACGCCAGGGUUCAUAUACCCGCUCACGUCAAACGCUUCUCAGUCAAGAUGUUCACCUUCACCACGGAUGAGACAGUCCUGAAAGAACAAAUCUUUGUUCAUUGUGAUGCAGACCUCUGCGACACCACCAAACCUGAUGGCAUCUGCUCUGGCCAGUGUGCAAGCCCCCUUAGGAACGCAAAGCCUCUCAAACCAACGGGCUCAAGAGGUCGCAGAGCUGCAGACAUCAGCCAGCAUCGGAUCUCAUCUGGACCUAUUAUUCUGUCUGACUCAUCCAACUUUGUUUAGAAAAUAAGUGUUCCAUUUAUUUGUUUAUGCUUCAUUGUACAAUUUUAAAUAAAUUCCGAUUGGUUUAGUCAGCA